Dissoconium aciculare CBS 342.82 is the source of this 1239-nucleotide messenger RNA. RefSeq lists its product as uncharacterized. Gene Ontology annotation, cellular component: mitochondrial small ribosomal subunit; ribosome. The record is from RefSeq and is a predicted model, not a curated record. Gene Ontology annotation, molecular function: RNA binding; structural constituent of ribosome. Bases 151 to 1143 code for a protein of 330 amino acids. Gene Ontology annotation, biological process: translation. The transcript is spliced from 2 exons. Lineage: Eukaryota; Fungi; Ascomycota; Dothideomycetes; Mycosphaerellales; Dissoconiaceae.
AAGCCUCAGGCACCAACGUUGGCGGCUUGCACUCUCAAAACGGAACUAAGCUCAAUCAGGAAAUCGUGCUGGCCGGCGAACAAUUGCAAUUGAUCAGAACGAUUUGACGGAACCAUUGUCCAUCGACGGACAUCGACAUCGCUCGCCAGCAUGGAGCCCUGCCUUCUUCGCGCAGGCCACAGUCGCCUGUCCCUGGCCUGUCUACGAUCAUCCGGCAGCUCGGCAGCCGCUCCUCUCAGUCGCCAGCAGAAUCCGCAGCAAUGUCGACGCCUGGUUACCAUCACCAGGUCAAAAGAGCCUGACUUCCGAGCAGCCGCUCCCAUUUCAUUCACAGAUCGUCCAAAUCGCAGACCGAGUGGCGGAAGAGGCAGGUCGAGCUCACGAACCGACGAUGCUACCAAUUCCUUGAUGAAGGAAAUCCGCGUGGUGCCCGCGUCUCCCUCAUACUUCACGGGCACGCCGCGCUACACGGACGAUGUUCUUUCUUUGGCAGUACUCCUCCGCAGAUAUCAGUUGUUACCGCGAGUUCCAAUGGCAGAGGCAACUAGAGUGGCAUGGAAGAAGCUCUCGGAAUAUCGAAUUGAGCUCGCUGAGCCUGUGCGCGUCAAGGGCUAUGGCAUUCUGCUGUCCCUGUUGAAGAGGAUGAACUGCAUACACCCAUCGGUCAUGCCUGAAGAAGUCGUCACUGCGCUCAACAAAUACAAGCGGCAGGUACAGCCGCAUGACAACCCGGCCAAGCCAAUCCCAAUCGACUCGUGGGGACGCGCAAAGGGCAUUGGUCGGAGAAAGUCAAGUUCUGCGAUGGUUUACCUCGUGGAGGGCCAAGGAGAGUGUUUUGUCAACGGACGGACAAUCGCAGAUUAUUUCAGCCGGAUACACGAUCGCGAGUCAGCCGUUUGGGCUUUGAAGGCGACUUCCAGGCUGGACAAAUACAACGUGUGGGCCAAGGUUGAGGGAGGCGGUACCACCGGCCAAGCAGAGGCAAUUACCCUCGGGCUUGCGAAGGCGCUAUUGGCCCACGAGCCUGCUUUGAAACCCGCGUUACGAAAAGCUGGUGUCGUCUCCCGUGAUCCUAGGAGAGUGGAGAGAAAGAAGCCCGGAAAGCUCAAGGCGAGGAAGAUGCCUGCUUGGGUCAAGCGUUAGCGAUGCUUCUUAUUGCCUGUGUCUGCUUCGUUGUAUAACCAUCAUGUAUAUUUCGGAUCGUGCAAUAACACCACAUUUUCAACCUCUAUUUUGCCC